Molecule: messenger RNA, 2907 nt
Organism: Fusarium oxysporum Fo47
Lineage: Eukaryota; Fungi; Ascomycota; Sordariomycetes; Hypocreales; Nectriaceae
Exons: 2
Coding region: 1-2907 (968 amino acids)
Source: RefSeq, a predicted model, not a curated record
AUGUCUGAAGUUGCAGUACUUUCACAGUUCAACCUCUCUACCGACCCUCAUGCUCAAGUGCUCAUAUGCUGCCAUGACACAUGCCGCAUCGCCCUUCUCCCCAGUCCUGCCCAAGUCAGCGAGCAUCUCCGAAAGAAGCAUAACAUACCUGCUGCUGAGCGACGUCUGGUAACCGAUCUCUUGAAGGCCCGUAUAUCGCUACUACAGAGCCCAUCCAAGGCUCCUAUUCGACAAGAUGGGGCAGCCUACGACCCGAACCUGCAUCUUGUUCACGGGUUUAGGUGCAAGUUCUGCAACGAACGUACGGGUAGCUCCCAAGUCAUGUCUCGUCACAUGACCCCGGCACACGAGAAGCAAAGAUUACAGCUGGGAGUGCGUAGAAAAGCCAUGUACGAACCUGUAUUCCUGCAAGCGUGGACUAAAAGUCCCUCGGGAGGACGUUACUGGAUUGUCGAAUAUGGCGGGUCUACAAUCAGACCAGUCGGGGGCAAGGAAGUUUGCGACCAUCUUGAGGGUGUUUUCGAGCGCGAGAGAGAACGACAAAAAGACCUGUUAGGCGGGGGCUCAGCGAAUGGGAAUGUGACUACUAGGGACUCACGAACCACAUCAUUCACGGAUCUCAGGCCCUGGCUGGAGAGAACCGGAUGGGAACGGACUUUUGAAGGAGUCAAUCGAGAACUGCUGAGAAACCUAAGCGCUGCACCCUCUCCUGCAACAUUAAGUCGGGGGCUGAUACUGGAGGGCGGUGGUAGUCGCGGUGGCCCUGUUCGUCCCGACGAACAAACAACAAGCUCGGCGGAUGAUGAACGCAAAAUCACUGCUCUUAUUACCGCCGUGGAUUUGGUAAUGAGCCGCUGCGAGCAAACGGCACGGACAACAAGCAGAAGUCUUCUGUGUUGGUUGCGUAGUGUACGCCCCCACGGGUGUUAUGCGAAGCCUUUCACAUUUGUAGGAAAGACGGCAAGCAGGAGGAAGUACAUCCGUCUUCUCAAGCGCUUCGUUGCUAUGAUCUUUCGAGCUUAUCGCCUACCUGCGGGGAUUCGACAGCACCAGGCCGGCAUCCGUUUCAAAAAAUCACAACUUCGUUUGAUAUCAGUACUGUGGAACCACGAAGGCUGGACCCAGCAUGAUGCUUUGAACGAGCAGCUUUGGCGAAGUAUGAAGCUAUCUGACGGGGCCGAUGUUGAGGUUGAUCGAGAUGUAGAGAGCACUGAUGGAGAGGAGGGUUGUGAAGAUGAAGACGAAGACGACAGCGACGAUGAGAGUAGUGUCGUGGGUGCUGAAGACUCCGAGACGGAUGAUAUGGAUGAUGAAGAUGACGAAGAUGACGAAGAUGACGAAGAUGAUGAGAGUGAAGAGGAAGAUCACGGCCGGAAGAACAAAGCGAUGAGGAGUUCGGGCGGGGAAGAAGUAUCACCCUGGGCCGAAGAGGUGCUAGAACUCCUAUUCGGACUAAUCAUGGCAUUUUGCACUGAAGAAGUUAUGGAUGGUCGCCCAGAUUCAACGCUGCUGGUGUAUUUCAGUGGUGUUCUUGGAUUCUCGGCUGACCUCACUGGUUUCCUUCCGGCCAGGUCAUACACGUCUAACCUUGCCGCGCUGAUAUACAUACAACGCCUUCUCUUCCUCGAGUACGCUGUACCAACGCAGGACUACCCUCGUCUUGGAAUUUCGAGACGCCCUCGGACGAAUCAGCUCGCACGCCUGCAGAAUGUUCGUCAGGAAUACCUAGUCCUCGGAUCACAGUCACCAUUCGAGGAGUUAUUCUCCCUACUCGCAUUUGGAAGGGCAAUAGCAGGCUCAGAAACACCUGCCUUCCUCCUCAAAUGGAGCGAUGACGGUCAGGUUGUGUCAUACAGAGACGACAUUGCGGUUCACAUGGAAAAGUUCCGACGUCUCCCGAAGGUGCUUUUGGCGCGCGCGGAGGCUCUUUGUGAGCUAUUGAUGUAUGGGUGGAAACCUCCAUGCGAUCUCGCCUCCGUCAAAGACGAUAUGGCAAAUACGACACACGAAUUUUCAUUCGUUAGUCACCCGAAGAACGGGCUGGCAGAGGCUUAUUUGGAACUAACCUUAAAAGCUUGCACCAGUCAAGCGGACUCCCUUUCCCGCAAAGGGCGAUGGAACCAGAAGGCGAUAUUCGAAUACCUGAAGAAGGAAGAAGCAUUGCGCGAGAACCUGGCAGGUCUGAUGCUCAUGACGUGCGGAGGUCAGCCCCGUUCACCAGACCUGCUCAGUGUCCGAUCAAAAGCAAAGCGCUCAACCAAUAGGGAAUUCGUUGUUGCUCGGUUCUUCCCUUCCCAGGUCGGUCACUUGGUGUAUAUAUACCUUGUAUAUAUUCGUCCUUUCGUGGAUAUGCUUGCUCGAGAGCAAUUGCCGAAUAUCGAUGGCUGUUCCCCUUUUUUCUUCCGGAGCCGGCCCGAGUCUGACAGCCCCCAUUGGUCCACUGAACGCCUCACCAAGAUAGUGAAACGCUUCACACGACAGGUUUGGGACCAAGGGAUUAAGCUGCGCCUCUUACGACAGAUCUGUAUUGGGAUCGCUGAUAAACACGUUCGUGAGGUGAGCCGUCCUUUUAACCGGUUUGAUGACCGGACGGAUAAUGCGGAUCGAGGAGUGGUAUUCGCCUGGUCGAGCGGCCACCGCCCGCUACAGCGAGCGAGGACAUACGGGCUUGAUGGGGUCUUCCCGACGCAUCUACAGCCUCAGUUACUUGAGCGUUACGAAUGGGUGUCAGUUCGUUGGCACGAAUUCUUGCACCUACCCAGUAGUUAUGCCUCUAGGCUUGUGCACGCUGGACCUGAUCCUACUACUGUACGCAGUCGUAGUGGUAAUUCGACGAAAUACAACAAAUCUGGCCCGUGCACAUUGCUGGAUUAUUCGUGUCCUUUGUAUUUCAUUAAAUUACCAUAA